Molecule: messenger RNA, 1780 nt
Organism: Amblyraja radiata (thorny skate)
Lineage: Eukaryota; Metazoa; Chordata; Chondrichthyes; Rajiformes; Rajidae
Gene: echdc2
Product: enoyl CoA hydratase domain containing 2
Exons: 11
Coding region: 54-1109 (351 amino acids)
Biological process (GO): fatty acid beta-oxidation
Cellular component (GO): mitochondrion
Molecular function (GO): catalytic activity
Source: RefSeq, a predicted model, not a curated record
AGUCUGAAGAAGGGUUUUGGCCUGAAACGUCGCCUAUUUCCUUCGCUCCAUAGAUGCUGCUGCACCCGCUGAGUUUCUCCAGCAAUUUUGUGUACCGACAAUUUGACAAGUUCACUUCCGCAAUCCAGCAGAGGAAAACAGAGGAGCAGAUGUGGGCAAAGGUGCUGAGGAAGGUGGUUUCUGCGGGCCCUCUGGCCUCUGCAGCCCCGCGCCUCAGAGCAAUGCCCGCCCCGGCGGCUGUCAGUGGUUAUGCUGGAGCCGGGGCGGCUCUGGGUGGUCGCACUCGGCAUUACUCAGAUACUCGUCCGCUCUCCGAGAUCCAAUUACAACAUUUAGAAGGCAGCAACUCGGGAAUUGCAACAAUUUUAAUGAACAGACCUCAUGCAAGAAAUUCCCUUGGAAAAGUAUUUGUUAUGCAGCUUGAAGAAAUCAUUGAAGAUCUGCAAAAAGACAAAAGUGUGCGUGUGGUGUUGUUCAAGAGCCAGAUCAAAGGAGUUUUCUGUGCAGGUGCUGAUUUGAAAGAACGAGCAGAAAUGACUAAUACCGAAGUUGGCCACUUUGUUCACAAGCUGCGAAGUUUAAUGAGCAAUAUUGCAUCCCUGCCCAUGCCCACCAUUGCUGCAAUAGAUGGCUUUGCACUUGGUGGUGGUCUGGAGCUGGCAUUGGCCUGUGAUCUUCGUGUGGCAGCAUCUUCAGCCAAAAUGGGUCUUAUUGAAGUUACCAGAGGCCUCCUCCCCGGUGCUGGUGGUAGCCAGCGGCUGCCUCGUAUUGUGGGAAUCAACAAGGCGAAGGAACUUAUUUUCACUGGUCGACAGGUUGAUGGCAAGCAAGCAGUGUCCAUUGGUCUCGUGAAUGACACUGUGACUCAAAAUGACGUGGGAGAUGCAGCUUAUCAAAAGGCUCUCGAUCUUGCCAAAGAGAUACUUCCACAGGGUCCAGUGGCUGUCAGGAUGGCAAAGCAAGCAAUGAACAGAGGCAUUGAGGUAGAUGUUACAUCUGGAAUGGCAAUUGAGGAAAUGUGUUAUGCUCAGGUCAUACCCACAAAAGACCGAUUGGAAGGGAUGGCAGCAUUCAAAGAGAAACGAUUACCGCACUUUACUGGAAAAUGAAAUAAAAUGCAUCUCUGAUCUGCAGUAUAAACUAAAUAAACUAAAUACAUUCACAGUUAAGUACUUAACUUGAAAAUUAUGUUUCCUGAUAUGGCACUUUUACAGAUCACUGUAAAUUUUCAGUGAUUCUACACUAUGUGUACACGGUGUCAUUUGGCUGGGUCGGAAAUGUAGUACAGGUUGAAACACUCUAUAGCAUGUUUUGAAUCUCUAGUGCAGAUCCGUACAAAUUAACUAAUUCUAAGAUCUAAAAUUAGCUAACUACUAAUCUGCAGCUAAUUAACAGCCCAGUGCAACAUAUGCAAUAUUAGCCUACACUAAUCUCAGCCGACACCAUUUCCAAUUUAUUGAAAUGUUCGGCUUAUGGGACCGUUCUCAAACCCUUACACAACCCAGGGAGUGUCUUUAAAGAACGGUUUUGCUCAGAGGAGGAUCUUCAGGGAACAGUUUUUGCGGUUUGGCAGCAAUCAGAUCCCAAGAGUGCCAGGAGAGUUUCAAACUAGUAACAAAUGUUAUUGACAGUUUAAUAGGAGCCCUUAUAAUGGGUACUCCAUGUCGUUCAUUUUCCAUGUAUAUUGCUGUUUUCAAAUCAUUUUUUAAAAAUUGCAUAUCUGACAGGAUUUUGCUAAAUAAUUGACGUCUUUUGUUUCAAUAAAGUUAAUCAAAUGGAA